Molecule: messenger RNA, 1439 nt
Organism: Lycium ferocissimum
Lineage: Eukaryota; Viridiplantae; Streptophyta; Magnoliopsida; Solanales; Solanaceae
Product: homeobox-leucine zipper protein HOX11-like
Exons: 4
Coding region: 186-1193 (335 amino acids)
Biological process (GO): regulation of DNA-templated transcription
Cellular component (GO): nucleus
Molecular function (GO): DNA-binding transcription factor activity, RNA polymerase II-specific; sequence-specific DNA binding
Source: RefSeq, a predicted model, not a curated record
UUUUCAAAAUGGGUACGUACACCUAGUUGAAGUAUCAAAAGAAGGAUUGCACAAUGCCCUUCUUAUAUAUUGAUCCUUAAGUCCUCUUUUCUUUUCUUCUUCAACUCAACUAUUUCCCAUUUCUCAUUUCAAAAACUUCUAUUUUUUCUUUCCUCCAAAAGUUUUCUUUGUACUUUGUUUAUAUCAUGGAGUUAGCUUUGAGCUUAGGAGGGGAUACCCCAAAACCAAUUAUGUUUCUUGAAAAGUCAUCAUCUUCUUCUUCUUCUUUACAUGAUCAGAAGCUUCUGAUGGAUAGUAGUAGCAAAGAUUUAGGGUUCUGCAUGGAUUAUAGAAAGUGUAGUACUGAAGCUGAAGCUGGAAGAAGAAAACGUUCAAGAAAUCAUGAAAUUAUAAGUAAAGGGUCACCAGAUCCAUCACUUCAACUUGAUCUCCUCCCUUAUUCUCCAGCUUCUAACAACAUUUCUUCACAACUUCGCUUCCCUUGGCUCUCUCAAAAUUCUUCUGAACCGGGUUUAACAAAUGGACCGGGGGCUAAGGCGUUGGACAUGAACCGGCGGCAGUUGGUGGCGGAGGAGGCUGAGGAAGGGGCGGCGCUGUCAUCUCCGAACAGUGAAAUAUCAAGUUUUCAAAUGAAUUUUCCAAUAUACAGAAAUGGAAAUUUAAAUGGGAAGAGAGAUCACUCUGAGAAUUAUAAUUCAUCUUCAAGAGCUAGUGAUGAAGAAGAUGCUUCAGCAAGGAAAAAACUUAGACUUACAAAAGAACAGUCUGCUUUUCUUGAAGAAAGUUUCAAAGAGCACAACACGCUCAACCCUAAACAGAAGCUCGCUCUAGCAAAGCAGUUAAGCCUUCGUCCAAGACAAGUGGAAGUGUGGUUCCAAAACAGAAGGGCAAGGACAAAAUUGAAGCAGACAGAGGUAGAUUGUGAGUAUUUAAAGAAAUGUUGUGAGACACUGACAGAAGAGAAUAAGAGGCUGCAGAAAGAGCUUCAAGAAUUAAGAGCUUUAAAAUCUUCUCAACCUUUUUACAUGCAACUUCCUGCUACCACUCUCACUAUGUGUCCUUCUUGUGAGCGCGUGGCCACCACCACCACCAGCUCCGCCGCUACCGCUACCACCACCGCGACACCCACUGCUGCCGCCUCGAGUACGGCGGCGCUUCAUAAUCAUAAGUUGAUUAGCUUAAUGACAAAAUGAGUGUACAUUUUAUUUACUAGGAUUUUGACUUAGGUGUUUUGCUUGUUAUUUUUCUUAUGAUUAAACUAAAGAUUUCUUUGUCUUUUUUUUUUUUUUUUUUCCUUAUUAUAAACUAUACUUUUUCGUGUUGAGUUUAGAAAUAGUUAGGCAACAAGUUUGGGAGGAAUUUAGAGGUUUCAAAAGAAAACGAUAUUUAUUGCUCGAAAUUGAUGUUUUAGAAGAAAGAUAUAAAUUAUUUUUCCUUAA